AUGUCGAUCAUUGGCAUUGGUGGCAGAAAAUCAACAACUACUCGAGGCAUUGUGUCAUUGACGUUGCAUUCCAACUACAGCAACGCAUCAGUGAGACUCAGAGCUCACGUUCUUCCAACAUUGACGACCAUCUUGCCAUCAACCAACGUGGAUCAUCAAGAAUGGCCUCAUCUCAAAAAUCUCAAGCUCGCUGACCCAGACUUCAUGGUGCCUCGCUCAAUCGACGUGAUCAUCGGUGCAGAUUCCUACGGGCAUGUCAUCAAGCCCAAUCUCAUCAAGGGUUUACCAUCAACGCCUAUCGCUCAACUCUCAAUCUUUGGUUGGUUGGUUAUUGGACCAGUGGGCUCAGCAUCAACUCGAGCGCUCACAUCUCACCAGGUUUCAACUCAAGAAGAAGAAGAAUCGUCUCUCCAACAUCUCUUGACGAAAUUCUGGACACAGGAAGAGGUUCCAAUCACCAACCAAUCUCAACGCACCCCUAAAGAGCAAGAGUGUGAGGAUCACUUCAGAACAACUCACUUGCGGGAUCCGGAUGGGCGAUACAUCGUGCGCAUCCCUCUCAAACUGCCUUCAACCAUGUUGGGAAACUCGUACAACAUCGCUCAUGCUUGUUUGAAUCGUACUCUACGCAAGCUCAAGAGGAAUGAAGAAGAUCUUCACCUCUAUCAAGAGUUUAUGGAGGAAUACGAGAAUCUGCAGCACAUGAAGAGAGCAUCAUCGCGCUCAUCUCAACACUCAACAACUUUCUAUCUGCCUCAUCAUGGUGUUUUGAAACCAGACAGCACGACUACGAAGCUGAGAGUUGUCUUCAAUGGCUCAAGCUCAACAUCUUCUGGAUAUUCUCUCAACGACAUCAUGCACACUGGUGAAAACCUACUGCUCAACAUCACUGACGUGCUCCUAUGGAUUCGUCAGCACAGAUACACAUUCUCAACCGAUAUUACCAAAAUGUAUCGGCAAAUCAGAGUGCAUGAAGACGACUGGGAUCUGCAAAGAAUAUUGUGGGUGGAUAAGGACCUGCAAGAGACUCAAUUUCAGCUCACUACGGUCACCUACGGUACCAAGGCAGCACCGUAUCUUGCGGUCAGAACAUUGCUGCAAUUAGCUGAGGAUGAAGGUCAUCAUUAUCCUCUGGCCGUACCAUCGAUCACUCAUGCCAGAUAUGUCGACGACAUCUUUGGAGGAGCAGAUUCACCAGAAGAUCUCAAGAAACUCGCUCAUCAGCUUCAAGGUCUGUGCAACGCGGGCGGUUUCCCACUUGCUAAGUGGCAUUCAAACUGCCCCGCGCUACUCGAAGCCAUCUCACCUGAAGCUCAUGCUCAAGGCUCAUCACUCUCAUUGGACGACUGCAAAACCAAAAUACUCGGAAUGCAAUGGAAUUUUCUCAAGGAUACAUUUACAUUCUCAUCGAAGGAGGACUCAUUCUCACCCCCAACCAAGAUAAGUAAACGCCUCAUACUAUCUCAAGUAGCACAGAUAUUUGAUCCACUUGGUUUCCUCUCACCGGUCAUAAUUCGCUGUAAGAUUUUAUUGCAAGAAUUAUGGCUGCACAAACUCAACUGGGAUGAAUCACUACCAUCCCACAUCACAGCACGAUGGCUCAUCCUCAGAGAAGAUCUCACAAGUCUGGCCAGACUCUCAAUUCCACGCUGGUUCAACACCUGUCAAGACUCAGUGGUGGAAAUACACGGUUUCUCUGAUGCAUCUCAGCUCGCCAUGGCAGCCGUGAUCUACAUCACGGUCUUCUCACCGUCCACAAAUCUCAAGGUGACGUCACAGGUGUGCGCCAAGACGAAGGUCGCACCUCUCAAGAAACUCACUAUCCCGAGACUGGAGCUCACAGCAGCUCUUAUGCUUGCAAGGCUGGCAAGCUAUGUUCAAGCGAAGCUCAAUCUCAACAUUGCUACAACUCACUUGUGGACGGAUUCUCAAGUCACACUCAUAUGGAUCAAAUCUCACGCAUCACGCUGGAAGGAUUAUGUGAGAAACAGAGUAUUGGCGAUACAAGAACUCACACCUGAGGCACAUUGGGGGUAUGUGUCUGGAACAUCGAAUCCAGCUGACUGCGCAUCACGAGGCCUUUCAACUGCUCAGCUUGAACAUCAUCAGCUAUGGUGGACGGGACCACCAUGGCUUACUCAACCCCAGGACUCAUGGCCAUCACAACCGAAGCUCAAGGACGCCUCAUGUGCACUAGAAGCGCGUCCAAGUAUUCCUACUGCGCUCAUCUCCCAAAAGAUCGAGUAUCAGUGGGAUCUCAUUCACAAAUACUCAACGCUCAAGAAACUUCUCACCAUCACUGCUAUUUGUUUCAGAUUUAUAGCAAAAUUAAAAGGGGUCCACUGCUCACCAGCCUAUACCUCACACUCGCCGAGUGAUCUGGAAGAUGCUCAGAAAUUCUGGAUCAGGGCAACUCAGACCAUCUACUUCGCUCAUGAAAUGAAGAUGCUCACCUCACACUCAUCGCUGCCUUCAUCUCAUGCCUUCAGUCACCUGACUGCCUUCAUUGAUGAUAAGGGAAUCAUCAGAGUCGGCGGACGAUUGGAAAACUCUCAGCUCCGCUACGAGGAUCACGCUCACAAACAAACUCUUCAUGGUGGAACUCAACUCACACUCGCCUACAUUCGACAAACCUACUGGAUCAUCGGAGGAAGAGCUCCAGUCAAGGCUCAUAUUCUGCGUGGAUUUAAUAAGAAAGGAAAGAAGAAAAUUAUAUACCCAGAUGUAUCUUCCGCCACCCGCCCAGAAGUAUCUGUAUCGGCACCACCACCACUUAGUUCUCAUACACGCCAGAAUACUCCAGAAGAUCAAAUCGAAACAACAAUUGAAGAAACAGAAGAUUAUGAAAUAGAGUGUGCAGCAUCAUCGAAAGAACCGCAUCUUUUAACUCAAUCCGACCUUAACGAUCUCGUGCGAGACUUGGAUUUAUCAAAAAAUCAAGCAGAGCUUUUAGCAUCUCGUCUACAGGAAUGGAAUUUGUUGAACAAAGCAACCAAAGUGACAUGCAUGAAAAGCUUUGUGUUUGCACUGAUGUAG
Messenger RNA from Colletes gigas, 3036 nucleotides. RefSeq lists its product as uncharacterized. The record is from RefSeq and is a predicted model, not a curated record. The coding region runs from base 1 to 3036 and encodes 1011 amino acids. NCBI's taxonomy places the organism in Eukaryota, Metazoa, Arthropoda, Insecta, Hymenoptera, Colletidae. The transcript has 4 exons.